AACAGUUGCCGCCACUGGCUAUCUCCCGGUCGUGGAUGGAUAAAGUGCCCUCCGUAUCGCGCCCUCCGAAAGAAUGCGAGCUCUGCUACUCGCUCCCCUUCUCAGACAAGAGGGAAGUUAGGAUACUCCAAUGGCCUCCCUUCCUUUUACUUCGCUCCAUUCACAAACGUACCACCACCCCGCAUCAUUUCUGAACGCGCCCUCUCUCUCCAGACCCUCUCCUUCAAGGUCCAUACCCACCGUCAACCACUUCGUCGCCGCUUUCCCUUCCAUCUCCGAUUCAAUUCCCAGAGCCAGUAUCUCCAUUUUACACUCCAUCGGCGAGCAGUCAGCUUCUUCCCAGACCACUGAUGACGCCCUGGAUGCCGCGGCAUCUCUGGAGUCCCCCCUUGACAUGGAAAUCUGCUUCUUGGACCCCGAAACCCCACCGGCAUCAAUCAAGGAGUGGGAAAUUGACUUCUGCUCUAGGCCGAUACUGGACAUCCGGGGGAAGAAGAUGUGGGAGCUCAUCGUCUGUGACGCCACAGUGUCGCUGCAGUUCGCCAAGUUCUUUCCCAACAAUGUCAUCAACAGCGUAACGCUCAAGGAGGCCAUCCUUUCGAUCACGCAGGCGCUUGGCGUCCCGUUGCCGGAACGCGUCCGGUUCUUCCGAUCUCAGAUGCAGACGAUUAUCACGAAAGCUUGUACGGAGCUCGGAAUAAAGCCGAUCCCCAGUAGAAGGUGUAUAUCACUACUAAUAUGGCUGGAGGAGAGGUAUGAAACUGUUUAUUCACGCCAUCCUGGUUUCCAGAAAGGAUCAAAACCACUUCUUGCUCUAGAUAAACCGUUUCCUAUGGGCCUUCCUGAGAAUCUAGUUGGAGAGAAGUGGGCAUUUGUUCAGUUACCAUUUUCAGCCAUCAAACAAGAGAUUUCAGCACUGAAGACAGGAUUUGCUUUUGUUGGAAGUCUGGAUUUAGACUUACUGGGGAUCAACAUCGAAGAUAGCACACUCAUACCAGGACUAGCAGUUGCAUCUUCACGUGCUAAACCUUUGGCAGCUUGGAUGAAUGGGUUGGAGUUAUCAUCUGUGGAAGCUGACACUGGCCGGGCGUGCUUGAUUCUUUCUGUUGGAGUUUCUACAAGGUAUACUUAUGCCACCUAUAGGAAGACUCCAGCUGCAACCCAGGAGGCCGAAGCUUGGGAAGCAGCCAAGAAGGCCUGCGGGGGGCUGCAUUUUCUGGCCAUCCAAGAGGAUCUAGAUUCAGAUGACUGUGUUGGGUUCUGGCUCCUACUAGACCUGCCACCUCCUCCAGUAUAAAAUUAAUUGUCAUUUUCUUCUGCAUUUUCUAUUUGUAUUCUAACUAUUAUUCUUUGUAUUGAAAACUUCUAUGAUCA
Nymphaea colorata (pocket water lily) is the source of this 1374-nucleotide messenger RNA. Its product is annotated as protein TAB2 homolog, chloroplastic. Bases 131 to 1297 code for a protein of 388 amino acids. The record is from RefSeq and is a predicted model, not a curated record. Lineage: Eukaryota; Viridiplantae; Streptophyta; Magnoliopsida; Nymphaeales; Nymphaeaceae. The transcript is spliced from 5 exons. Gene Ontology annotation, molecular function: RNA binding.